Messenger RNA from Durotheca rogersii, 1684 nucleotides. RefSeq lists its product as uncharacterized. Gene Ontology annotation, biological process: ubiquitin-dependent protein catabolic process; protein polyubiquitination; positive regulation of proteasomal ubiquitin-dependent protein catabolic process. Gene Ontology annotation, cellular component: ubiquitin ligase complex; cytoplasm. Lineage: Eukaryota; Fungi; Ascomycota; Sordariomycetes; Xylariales; Xylariaceae. The transcript has a single exon. Gene Ontology annotation, molecular function: ubiquitin protein ligase activity; ubiquitin conjugating enzyme binding; zinc ion binding. The coding region runs from base 624 to 1619 and encodes 331 amino acids. The record is from RefSeq and is a predicted model, not a curated record.
CGAAGGCUUCACAGCGCAUCUCUUAAGCAUCUAUAUGCAGGUAACGGACAUCACACAGCUCGGAUAGCACAAGAUUUGUGCAAUUUUUUUUAUUUAACAUCAUCAGCGUUAAUGUUGUGCGGCACCGGAAAGCCCCAGGAUCUCCAGCCACCCACCCACAGCUCCCCUCUCUAGCCACCGAUAGCCCCACCAGCCGAAAUGGCCGUAGAUACUAACAGCGCAGUGCCUCUCCUCCGCCCUCGACGGGCGGCCAACUCGAGCUUCAGAUGUCAGAUCUGGGUUAUGUAAUGCUGCAAAGCUGGUGGCAUCGGCAGACUUGUCUCUGCAUGGAUUUACACGAGUGGACGUAGGUACGUGGCGUUGGGCGGUUAUUAGUGGAGAAGCCUGGAUGGUUCCGAGCAACAAACGGGGGAAGUACAAGAGAAUGUACCUCCGUCCUCCUCCUCUUCCUCCCUCACCUCGCUAGCUUUUUUCUCACCAGAUCCCUCUUCGACGCUCACGGAUCCGUAGAGGGCACCCCGACCCCAAAACCCAUUCAGCCGACACACACGUACCUAAGAAACAAGCACACCGGGACGGCGUCAGUCGUGGAUUUUCCCCCGUCGCACCCGUCACCUCCACACAUGGACCCGGACACCGCCCUCAUCCUGCAGCUGCUGCGGGAGGAUGCGGAGCAAGCCGCCGCCGUCGCUAGGGGCAAGGGCAAGAAUCCCGAGGGCACCCAGACCGACGCCCAGGUGGCCCUCAACGUCUUCCUGACAGAUCUGCUCACCACCGAGGCCUUCCUCGCUGACCAGAAGAUGGCGCUGAGCAUCCAGCGGGCGGUCCAGCUCGACGGCGACGCGCUCUUCCAAUCGGAAGAGGAAGAGCGUCGGGCGAGACGCGACCGCAACAUGUCCCUGGCUCUAAGCACCGGCCAAGACGGGGUGACGGCGUCGGAGGCCGGCCCUGGCGCCCCCUCCGACGACCCGGAGUACCUCGAGAAGCUCCAGUACCUCUACGUCACCGGCAUAGAUACCAUCACCGAAGACAACGUAAACAUUAGUGACGACGAGACGCUUGUGAAUAGCCAGCCGGAAAGCUCCCGGUGGGCGGCCUCGCGCCCGGCGAAGAAGCAGCCGCAGAAGCGAGAGUGCGCAGCCUGUGGAGAUCUCAAGCACUUUGCCCAGCUGGCCAAGGCCCCGUGCCAGCACGAAUACUGUCGGGAGUGUCUGACCCACCUCUUCCGCGACGCCACUCUCGACGAGUCCCUCUUCCCGCCGCGCUGCUGCAAGCAGACGAUCCCUUUGGACAAGAACCGGCUCUUCCUCGACUACGACGUAGUCCAGCUAUUCCGCAAGAAGGCUGUCGAGUUCUCGACGCCCCGCCGGACGUACUGCCACGACCGGAACUGCGGCGCCUUCAUCCCGCAGACAAACUAUGUCGACGAUACGGCCACCUGCGUCGAGUGCCGGCGCCAGACUUGCAUAACCUGCAAGAACGCCCAUCACGGCGGGGAUUGCCCGAAUGACGAGCAGCUCCAGGGGGUCAUCCAGCUAGCCAGACAGCAGGGCUGGCAGCGCUGUCAGAACUGCUGGGGCAUGGUCGAGCUGAACAUGGGCUGCUACCACAUGACGUGAGUUUUCGAAGAUGUUUUUAACCGCUCCUGUUUUCCCAUAUCGAUUGCUUAUCUAUGCAUGCCCCC